Camelina sativa (false flax) is the source of this 969-nucleotide messenger RNA. The record is from RefSeq and is a predicted model, not a curated record. NCBI's taxonomy places the organism in Eukaryota, Viridiplantae, Streptophyta, Magnoliopsida, Brassicales, Brassicaceae.
UAUAACUGGGACCAGUCCAUCAAUGGGAGAGUUCGAGCCGAGUUUGAAAGCAAGUUGAAGACCCGGAUGACUGAUCAAGUGUCUCGGUGGAAGUCUAAGUGGAGAGUAAAAGGUGAUGAUGCAAAGCCGCGGUGGCUUGAUCCGACAGUAUGGGACGGCUUGGUCAAGUUUUGGUGUGAACCAAAAUCUGAGGAAAAGAGCAUCAAUAGUCGAAAUGCUCGAUACAGUGAUCCUGAUGGCACUGGAAUGCAUAAACACCGGUCUGGUCAGACCUCCUUUAAAGCUCGUGCACGAAAACAUGUAAGUAUGUUUAGUUAGUUAUUUAGUACAAUUACCUAUAAAUUCUUGCUUUAGUCUAAUACUUUGUUGUUUCAUAUCUUUGUUAAGUCGGAGAUUACUGGUGAGGCACUUCCUGAUUUCUUGAAAGUCCUAGAAGAUACUCAUAGGAAACCUGAUGGGUCGUUUGUGGAUGGAUUAUCUGAGAAAGUAUACCAUGAAGUGUCAUCGAGGAUAACUGAGGCUGAAACUGGGCUAUGCUCAGGGGACAACAUAGAGAGUAGUGCUUCUGGCGGAUUGUCAGUUAGUAUGAAGAACCGAAUUUUUGCUGAGGUUGCUCCGAAGAAGAAAAAUAGGAUAUAUGGAGUCGGUACUAUGCAAACUGAAGCAUCUUCAGCUCAAGUUGUUCUGACGCCUACUCCGACUGAAGAUCCAGUCAUUCUAGCUGAGAAGCUUUCUCAGGCCGAAGCUGUUCUUGCGAGUCAGUCUACUCAGCUAGAAGAUUAUGCAUUGAAGUUGCAACAAAAUACUCAGAAGAUGCAUUGCUACGAUGCCUACUUCGAUUAUCUAUCUGAGAAGGACCCUGAAUUUGCUGCAAAAUUUCCCCGACCUGAGACUGCUGCCACCAAUGAGACCGGAGCAGGAGAUACCGGACCUGAGACCGGAGCAGGAGGUAUCACCAGACCAACUUAG